GAAGGUUUUGUUUUUUGCUGAGCAAUACAUACAGUCUUCACUCUUACUAUUACUGCUGGCACGGAAUACCACACAACACACACUGGAAUUCUAUUCGAUUUAUUGUUGUCACAAAAACAUGCAGGAUGAUGCAGCAGUAAUAGAUGGUCAAAGUGAUGAAGAACACAAACUGAAAGCCAACGAGUCGCAAGCAUGUGACACACGCCUUAUUACAGUUGAUAUGAGCGAUAUUUCUUCUCGUUAUAGAGAUGUUUAUCCACUUGGAUGCGGGUCGAGAGCUUUAAUUUUCUCCGCAAUUGACCAGCAGUGUAGAAGAAGAGUUGCUGUUAAAAAGAUCUUUGUAAAGCAAUGUACUCCAAGUCACAAACUAAAACAACUUAUACGGGAAAUUAGAAUUCUACGCAAAAUGGACCAUGACAAUAUUGUCCGAAUGUAUCAUGCACUUGCAUCAUCAAGUUCAAGAGAUAAUAGCUCUCCAGUAAACAUGGCGUCAAAUCUAUCUUUAAAGAACCAAGUUUCUUUUGAUUCUGUUUAUAUUGGGAUGGAAUUAAUGGACACCGACCUUAGGAAUGUAAUCAACCACAAUCAGCUUUCAUCAAACUACAUUAAGUUAUUUACAUACCAGUUGCUAAGGGGACUUAAGUACCUACACAGCGCAAACGUUAUUCACCGUGAUCUUACACCUUCAAAUGUUUUUAUAAACACUGAUACUCUCAUGCUGAAGAUCGGUGACUUUGGAAUUUCCCGAAUCUUAGACUCAGAGUACGAACAUUCUGGUUAUUUAUCGAUGACAACCACUAGUACUUGGUAUCAAUCACCAGAGAUCCUCCUUCAUCCUCGUCAUUACAAUCAAGCAGCAGACAUGUGGGCCGCUGGAUGUAUAUUUGCUGAAAUGCUUAUUGGCAAACCACUAUUCAACGGCAGCAACGCUAUGGAGCAGAUUAACCUUAUAUUGAAAUCAGUCGCCGUAACACGGGAGAACUGGUUAAGUGUUACGACAGCUGUUUGUCAAGAUGAGAACUGUUGCUUGAAUAAAGACGCUUACAACGUACGUGAAAACGGCGGAAUACCCCGCCGACCCUUAAGGGACUUGUUGCCAACCUCUAACCACAUGGCUGUGAACCUUUUGAACCAAAUGUUGACCUUCGCACAAACGGAUAGAGUGACAGCGAUUGAUGCUUUAAUGCAUCCCUACCUUGCGUGUUACAGCAACCCGUUUGACGAACCAGUGUGUGGAAUGCCGUUUUCACUUGAGGACGAACUCGAUGAGAUGGAUGUUACCAAUAUAAAGCAAAUAAUUUGGAACGAAACUUCAAAUUUGUUCAGCGUUCCCAGCAACGAAAGCAACAUCGUAGAGACAAGUACAGAAGAUUGUGGAUUGCGGCAAUCGUUAAAGGGGUCGGUGUGUACCAACGACAGCUACAAGAAUCUUCUUGCACUAGUUCAGUCCAGCACUCAUAGUAACGGGAGCAACACAAACAGGGGAAUUACAAUCUCAGAGUCGGAAGCAAGAACUAUUGCUUGUGACUUUGACUACGGAGUGCAGAUAAACGAUGGUUCCAUCAACCGUGAGCGAAUGUCGAUAGAUUUUCGUCCAAUUACUUCCAGCGCCGGUUGUUUUGAUCCCUAUAAGUGGGAUUCACGUUGCGACAGCAACACACAACAAAAACAACUGACAUCUGCUAAAGAAGAACCGGCUAAACUGGGUGCACACGAUGGGCACCACCAAGAAGUUGUAUCCGACCAUGGUUACCACUCAAGUUAUUGCUCGUCCAAUCUUAGCCAUGGUAAGGUUCAUGCACACGCACUGUGGAGUCUUUCAUCGCCAGAUGUUUCAAUCGAUCACGAACGAACGUCCGGACAGAGAGCAAGUACUCCUGAUGUAGGGGAAGCGUCAUCACCCUCCGCAUUUGAAGAAGAUCACAACUCGGAUUAUUCUCGUCAUUCCCCAACGCUCAGUUCAGAGGAAAGAGACAGUGACGUCACUACAUCAAGUCGACGACGUCAUAAAGAUGACGUGCCACGUCAUCACCAGAGUUACGGCCAUCAUUACCACCAUCAUCAUCACCAUCAUCAUGGCCACCAUCAUCACCAUAAACAUCAUAGGCACAGCAGUCGACAUGGAAGUUUAUCAUCAGCGAGUGGUGGCAAUACAUCCCAUCAACGCACCAGCAGCAACGAAGCUGAACCAUCUUCCGCAAGAUGUCACCAAAGACGCUGCUUGGUGAACGACACUGUACCCGAAGUGUUAGAGGAACCAGGAUCAGAUGUUUCCUCCAACGAUCGAAUUCUUCCAAAAGAUGCACCAGAAAGGAAGAGCAGUAGUAGCGAUAGCGACUCGAAAACUGGACGGAAAAAAACUUGCAAGAUGUUUCCAAAGUUUUGCAAAUCCCGAGUAAAAACGACCACCGGAACGACGGGAGGUUCUGCCCCUGCAGACAGCGGUUUUCACGAACCUUUCAACAUUUCAACACCCGCUGUUGAAUUAAAACAACGACCUAACACAGCUCGGGAGGGAAAGACUAUCAGGGACGGCCCAUCUUACACAACUCCGCGAUUGCGAACAUGCUCCGAAGGAAAUAGAAGAAAUAAUCCGGCGUUGAUUUUGCCGAAGUGGAAGCAACUGUUGGAAACAACGACCGAUAAAUCACCUUUUCUCCACUGCCAAUCCCUAUCUGACUUUAAUCGCAUUCACGCCUACUCCGGUGGCAAUGACGUCAGCAGUAGUGACGUCACGAGCAGUGACGUAUCACUCUCUCCUCCUGGGAAAUGCUCCAAGUCGGCAACCCCCAGUUUUCCUAGAAAACGCGUCGAAUGUCCUUUUUAAACGUAACGCCGUGUCACUGCACACAGUAUCUUCUAACUUAAUUACAGCUUGCGCAACGUCGCCAUAUGGUUACUGUUUGUUUUCGUGCAUGUAAAUGUUAUUAGUAUGGUGGGGAUUUUUUGGUGCACAAACCAGCUGGCGGAUGAUGUUUUUUGCAAGCGGUUUGUGACUACACAAAUAUGGUGAACAUUCGCGACGUUCUAAUCGCUCGGAGUUUGAAAGGUAAAUGAAUUUAUUCUGCCACUAAUUUAAGCAAUCGCUACCAGGUACAUAAUGUAUUUGCUUUAGGAAUUUUACGCAACUUUUUUAUUCGCCCGUUUUUAGAGGAUUUUCAGUGUAGGAAAUUGUUGUUCUUUAUUGUCGGUGCGCGCAAGGUUGUUGCUUGGUACGGCAUUCGCCUACCGAUUUAUGACGUUAGCGAUGACGUCAGCGUAAUAGGUAAUUUUGUUUUGGAUGUUUGCACUUCACCGAAUGGCGUGCUCCGUCGCGCCAACAACGAAUAUUUCUUUCUCAGUGUUUGUGUUUAUGACUUUGCAUCUUUUGGUGCUUGUUACAUCGUUUUACUUUUACACUAGUGUGACAUUCAUCAAACUUAGAAAUGCUAGUCUAAAUACGUGUGACGGUUUAUUAACACAAAACUUAUUUAUUCUCCUGCUAUCAGAGCUUUGCAGGUUUCGCUUUGAAAUAAACGCCUCUGCAUUCGUAUUCGACGACACUGUUUCGUCCUAAAUCGCUGUUUUUACUAUUCUGCAAGCAUCUCAUUUCUUGAACCAAGCUUUAAAUAAAAUGUUCGUCACGAAA
Ciona intestinalis (vase tunicate) is the source of this 3628-nucleotide messenger RNA. Lineage: Eukaryota; Metazoa; Chordata; Ascidiacea; Phlebobranchia; Cionidae. The record is from RefSeq.